Messenger RNA from Macrobrachium nipponense, 2061 nucleotides. RefSeq lists its product as uncharacterized. The transcript is spliced from 6 exons. NCBI's taxonomy places the organism in Eukaryota, Metazoa, Arthropoda, Malacostraca, Decapoda, Palaemonidae. Bases 10 to 1770 code for a protein of 586 amino acids. The record is from RefSeq and is a predicted model, not a curated record.
AAAUUUAUUAUGCUUGACAACAUGUUAUACAAUUUGCAGCUGAAAUGCAGUGAUAAGCCUCCGUUGACAGAGGAGUCAGGAGUUUCUUUGAUAUUUUUUGAAGAAAGAUUGCAUUUCUAUGGAGUAUCCAAUACUUCUGCCCGGUGUUUCUACAGUGGAAUUAAAAGAGUAGAAGAAAAGGGCAACUACACAAAGAACUGUGAUGGAAAAUGGAAUAUAGGAAAGGAGAUCCCAAUACACCAAAGGGUAACACCUAUGGCAGAAGAUGGCAUCUUAGUGAAGUGUAUGAAAAUGCCUUUAAAGAAAAAAAAGAAGACCUUUUAUGAAAAUGUCCACUUUUUUAUACAGCCUAAGAGAAUCAAGGAAAAAAGAGAAAAAUUCAAGGCCAACUUUGGGGAAAGAAGGCGUGAAAACCUAAGUGUUAUCAUUCUAGGAACAGAUUCCGUUUCACGAGGAAAUCUUCGUCGCCACAUGCCGAGAACUUUUGCAUACCUCACUAAAAACCUCAAGGCUAUAGAUCUGAAAGGUUUCAAUAAAAUUGGUGAUAAUACUGAUCCUAACCUAUCAGCAAUAUUGUUGGGCAUGUAUUUUGAUGAAGUGAAAAAACAAUCCUGUUUAGCAAAUAAUUCAAUAAUUAAUUUUGAUGAGUGCCCUUUUAUUUGGAACAAUUUUUCAAGUAAGGGAUAUGCUACAGUGUUUGCUGAAGAUGCUCCUUGGAUGGGAAGUUUUCACUGGAAAAAAGCUGGAUUUUGCAAAGAACCCACUGACUAUUAUAAUAGGCCGUAUUUUUAUGCUGCUGAGAAAACUAUUGGAAACUCACCUGGUGGUAAAAGAAAAUGCAAUUUAUGUCAGGGAGUUAGAGUCAGCAUUUCCUUAGUUCAUAAUUAUUCCCUCUCUGUUGCUGAAUCACUCAAAGACAUUCCUUAUUUUGCCUAUUACUGGACAGCAGCCUCUACACAUGAAAAUCUGAAACAACCAGCGGCUAUUGAUCAACUGUGCCUGAAUUACCUGAAACUCCUCUCAGAGGGAGGAUACUUAGAGAACACUGUCUUAUUUUUCAUUAGUGACCAUGGUCUAAGAUGGGGAGAUUUCAGAUCAACCUACUCUGGAAUGCUUGAAGAAAGAUUACCAUAUGUGAUGAUUAAAUUUCCUGAGUGGUUUGAGAAGGAGUACCCCGAAGCUAUUCAGAACCUGCAUGUCAAUACUAAGAGACUGACAUCCUCCUUCGAUCUGCAUGUUACUUUGCAUGAUAUUCUGAAUCGAGUCUAUGAAAAUUUAGAGGAAAGAUCCUUCACACCCACAUUUCCAAAUCAUGGACAGUCUCUCUUCAAAGAAGUAUCAGAGAAUAGAACUUGUAAAGAUGCUGGCAUUCCAGACCACUAUUGUGCUUGUGAAGACACAAAAGAAGUUGAUCCCUCGAACCCAAAUUUGUACAAAGCAGCAGAAUUGUGUGUUGAAGUAAUCAAUAAAGGCCUUGAAGCUUUUCCAGACUGUAUGCAACUGAAAUUGAACAAGGUUUUAAAUGGUCGAGUGGGAUAUGCCAGCAAGAGCACUGUACCAAAGGCUGUCAAUACAGUAGUGUCAUCUUAUCAUUUAACCUUUACCACAGUGCCAGGAAAUGCAAAGCUAGAAGCUACGCUGACUUUUCAUAAUGGUGAAUUUGAACUGACUUCAGAGGUAUCACGAAUUAACCGUUAUGGUAAUCAGAGUCAUUGUAUCAUUGAUGAUGUGUAUAGGAAAUAUUGUUAUUGCAAAGACUUAAUUUCAUAAGCUUACUGUAAUGAUAUUUUUUUUAUGAAAUAUAUACGUAUAUUUGUGAAACUACAUAUUGCCUAUACGUACUAUGAAGUGAAUACCAGUUUUUGAAUAAUGAAUGUAUCACUUACACUGACUGAGGCAUGUAGUUGUCAUGGAACAAGUUACGGGGCAGGCCUAUAAGUAACACAUACUUCCUUACAAGUCUUUGUAUUGUAAUAUGUUAUUAUUCUGACAAAAAUUGUUGCUUAAGUUAUUUAUUUUGUUUCUUUGUAGAUUGAGGUAAAUAAAGUUGUUUUGUAUUUA